Ciona intestinalis (vase tunicate) is the source of this 342-nucleotide messenger RNA. The record is from the annotation of a RefSeq genome assembly. NCBI's taxonomy places the organism in Eukaryota, Metazoa, Chordata, Ascidiacea, Phlebobranchia, Cionidae.
GUGACAUUUAUGUUAUUAUUAGUAGUAAGAUUAUCUAGUUUAUUACUCUUUAUUAGAACUCUAGUUAUAAAAAGAUUUGUACUUAAUAUUUUUAGAGCUUCAUUUUCUUCAUAUGAGUGUAGAUUUAUAACAAUAAUGAAUUUUAAAAAUUUUUACACUUUACAAUUCUUUAUCAUCAGACUGUCUUUCAUACUUUUUGAUUUAGAAAUUUUACUAUUUUUACCUUUUAUUUAUUCAGAAUCUAGAAAUUCUUCUUCGAUUUAUUGGGCCUUAUUCUUUCUAUUUUUUGUUUCUUAUCUUUUAGUAUAUGAGUUAUCCAUAAAUGUGAUGUCUCACUGGUAA